This is a messenger RNA of Clupea harengus (Atlantic herring), 1192 nucleotides long. RefSeq lists its product as uncharacterized. NCBI's taxonomy places the organism in Eukaryota, Metazoa, Chordata, Actinopteri, Clupeiformes, Clupeidae. The record is from RefSeq and is a predicted model, not a curated record.
UCAUCAGCCAAUAGACAGGUCCAGUCACUCAGGCCCUGUCCUUAGGCAAGCCCUUUCUCUUAUCCGUUAGGCCCUGGAGUGUGAGGGAAAGAGAGAGGGUUACGAGGAAGAGGACCUCUGUAUGAAGCUUGGCACCUUGUGGUCCAUCAAACAAGUCGGCACCCUGGAGCCAUCGAAGAUGUUUUUCCGCCUCCCAAGGCUACCUCCUCGGUACAUCCGAUAUCUGCAGACACAGGCAGUGCAUUCUGUGGAUGUGAAGGCAAGAAGCUUGGUCAUUCCCCGCAUGGCUAUGGUACUGGGUGCCCUGGGCAUUGGAAUGUCCGGGUAUAGCUCACGCCAGCUUGCCCUGCACCAUAGCCCCUCCGCCCGCGUGCUGCAGUGGAUGGAUGAACCUGCUGGUGGCAGACCCUUGGCUGCCCGGGGCAGAUUCCACACAGCUACUGCUCUGCCUCACCAAGCAGCAGCCGUACCUGGUCUGGAGCUGCAGCUAUACCCUGUGCCAAAAUUACCAUAGGCACAGGUUUCCUGACCAGGAGGGACCACAUAGGUUGUACACAAACGUCUAAUCGUCUUCAAAUAUUUUCUGCAAUUUGGUCCAGUUUGAUAUCCCUCUAACCAAAAAAAGAAACCUAACACUGUCACCUUGAAUGAAUUGAGCGUGCAGUUUGAGGGGGCCAGAUGAACAAUUCACUCUGCUUUAUGGCGGAUGUUGUUUUGGAGAUUAAUGACAUUUUGAGACUGGGUGCCUUUGUCAAGCCUGAAGAGUUCUGAUGGCUGUUGGCGUAGCUGCCAUGUGCACAGAUUGCUAGCAAAUUGCUCCACUGGGGCGGGCUGCCAUUCCUGGAUGUUGGGGAGCUAGUCCACGUUCAGUGCUUGCCACUGAGUUUAAUGAAUGAGGAUUCAGAGCUGCUGGCAAUUGCCCCGUGGAGUAUUUCAAUCUGUCCUCUAAUGAAUCUGACCACUUCAGAGACACUCAUUUGUCUCUGAUCUGUGAGAGAAUGGUUGCGGUUUUGUUUAUUUUUCUACAGAAUAAUUACACUGAGGAAAAUGUAGGUUCUCUCAGGUAAUGGGGCUUUGGUGAGCCUAUUUUCAGACAAUACAGUAAUCAGUUCAAUGACACAGUACCAUACAAGGUUUGCUGUGCAAACAACUGCAAUGUAAACCCUGUUGCAUGAAUAAAGAGCCUUUUAGA